CGCAACAUAUCACGAAACAAAGUCAUUUCAUAACCGACUUCUAUAAGCAGUACAUCAAAAUUUUGUUUACAAGUUCAAUCCAUUAAAAAGUGCAAAAAAAUCCUAAUCUAUUAUUUGCUUUUAUUGAUAAGGCGAGAAGAUUAAAGAUUUUGAAGGUAUAUAAAGGGUGAAAUUUGAGUGAGUUCCAAGUUAAUGGUGAUCAAAAGAUAUUUUAGUGCUUGAGUGAAAACAAUUUUUUUAGGAUGAAGAGAAUUUAUUCUCUCGUAUUAAUCCUUGGAUUAUUCCUUAAAUCGUCUCAAUCUGCAAGUGUCGUUUCCUCAAGACUUACAGAAUCAGAAUUUGGGGAUUAUUUAACAAAUGAAUAUCAAACUAAAGCGGUGCAAAUGUGCAACGAAUUACAAAACGCCGAAUGGAACUAUGCCACCGAUAUAGCAAAUACAGAAUUACAAACAACUUUAGUGGAAAAAACCAUGAAAAUCGCCGCUGAAAGAAAACAAAUAUGGGAAGAGAAAUUUCAAGAUCUUAACGAAGAGGAAUUUACAAACGAAGAAUUAAAACGUCAAGCAAAAAAAUUAAAAAUUUUAGGAAAUGCUGCAUUAGACGAAGCCGAUUUAAAAGAGUUUACAGAAAUAACGAAUAAAAUGAGUAACAUUUAUAGUACAGCAAAAAUUUGUCCAUAUAAAACAAAAGAUACUUGCACGGCAUCGGAAUUAUUAACAUUAGAACCAGGAAUAGAAAAAAUAAUGUCUGAAUCAACCGAUUACGAUGAAUUACUUUACGCAUGGACAGCAUGGAGAGAUGCAACAGGAGCUAAAAUUAAACCCGAAUAUCAAAAAUACGUUGAACUCAAAAACAAAAUUGCAGCUAAAAACGGUAAAAACACCGCUGCUGAAUUAUGGCAAGAAGCUUACGAAACUGAGAACUUUGAAUCAAAACUCGAUGAUUUAUGGAAUCAGGUUAAACCGCUUUACGAGGAACUUCACAAAUACGUUUCAAAGAAAUUAAAAACUCGAUAUGGGGAAAAACUGGAUAUUGCUGAUGGUUUAAUUCCGGCUCAUGUUUUUGGAAAUAUGUGGGCGCAAUCCUGGGUUAAUUUAGGUUCUUUGGUGAAACCAUAUCCUGAUGCUAGUGCUGUUGAUGUUACUCAAGCCAUGCUCGAGCAAGGUUAUACCGUUCUAAAAAUGUUCGAGGAAUCCAAUAAAUUCUACACCUCUCUUGGUCUUGAAGAUAACGCAAUGUCGUACGGAGCGAAGGCGAUGAUUACGAAACCGGAUGAUAAAGAUGUUUUAUGUCACGCUUCCGCUUGGGAUUUUUGCGAUGGAUCAGAUUUUAGAAUUAAAAUGUGCACGCAAAUCGACAUGGAGGAUUUUAUAACCGUCCAUCACGAAAUGGGACACAUCCAAUAUUACCUUCAAUAUAAACAACUUCAAAUUGCACUCAGAGGAGGUGCUAAUCCAGGUUUUCACGAAGCCGUUGGUGAUACAAUUGCACUUUCUGUUGCCACGCCAAAACAUCUAGAAAAAGUUGGUUUACUCCAAAACUAUGUUGACUCCGAGGAAGCUUCAAUUAAUGCCUUAAUGGACAUGGCUUUAGAAAGAGUUGCAUUCUUACCAUUUGGAUUAUUAAUAGAUAAAUGGAGGUGGGAUGUUUUUAAUGGAAAAGUUACAGAGCAAGAUUGGAAUAAGCAAUGGUGGAAAUAUAGGGAGGAGAUUCAAAAAGUUAAGCGACCAGUUGAAAGCAAAGACACCGAUUUUGAUCCGGCUGCUAAAUACCACGUUGCUGGAGAUUCCCAAUACAUAAAUUAUUUUGUAGCUCACAUUUUGGAAUUUCAAAUGUAUAGAGGUCUUUGCGCAGCUGCAGGUGAAUACAACCUCGAAAAACCAGAUGAGAAGCCUUUACAUAAAUGUGAUUUCUACGAAUCAACUGCUGCCGGAACGAAAUUAAAGGAUGGAUUAUCUUUAGGAGCUAGUAAACAUUGGUCUGAAGCUUUAAAAGCAAUGACUGGCGAAACUGAUCUUGACGCAUCAGCUCUCUUAGAUUAUUUCAAACCAUUAUAUAAUUGGUUAAAAAUUCAAAACAUGGAUGAAGAAACCCUAAAAACUUAUUUGGACGAUUACUACAAAGAAGCCCAAACUUUCUAUUAUAACCAAGUGGUGGCAUCUUGGAACUUUGCCACAGACGUAGCCAAUACAGACGCACAAAAUGAAGAAGUUAAAGCAACUUUAGCACUUGCCGAAUUCACAAAGAAACAUUGGACGGACACAUUCCAAUAUCUAAAUGAAGAUGACUACCAAGAUGAAAAUGUUAAGCGACAACUUCAUUUCUUAAAAGUUUUGGGGAACGCAGCUUUAGGCACAGAGAAGUUAUCAGAAUUAACGAAUACUAUUUCUGAUAUGACCAACAUUUACAGUGCAGCAAAAAUUUGUCCUUACACUAACAAAGAAUGUGAUCUUUCAAAGGAUGGUUUAAAUUUAGAACCUGGUAUAGAAUCGAUUUUAUCGAAAUCAAAUGAUUACGAUGAAUUGGAGUACGCUUGGACCGAAUGGAGGAAGGCUAGCGGUGCAAAAAUGAUAGAUCACUACAAAAAGUAUGUUGAAUUAUCUAAUGAAGCAGCCGUAGCAAACCAUUUUGCCGAUAAAGGGGAGAUGUGGAUGUCUUGGUUUGAAACGACAGAUUUUGUUCAAAAUCUCGAUGAUUUAUGGAGUACCGUAAAACCUUUAUACGAUGAAUUACAUAAGUACGUUGGUGGUAAAUUAAAAGAGAAAUAUGGAGAUAAAAUUGAUAUUGAAGAUGGUUUAAUUCCCGCGCACGUUUUUGGAAAUAUGUGGGCACAAUCUUGGAUAAAUCUCUCCCCAUUAGUUACACCAUAUCCAAAUGCGAGCGAAGUAAACGUUACUAAAGCGAUGGAAGAAGCUGAUUAUGAUGUCAAAAAAAUGUUUGAAAUGUCCAACGAGUUUUACACAUCUUUAGGACUUUUGGACAACUCCGUUUCAUAUGGUGAUGAUUCAAUGAUUGUUAAACCAAAUGAUAAAGAAGUUUUAUGUCACGCUUCUGCUUGGGAUUUCUAUGACGCAAAAACGUUCAGGAUCAAAAUGUGUACUGAAAUUGAUUACGAAGAUUUUAUAACGGUUCAUCACGAAAUGGGUCACAUCCAAUAUUUCUUGCAGUACAAAGAUCAACCGAUUACUUUACGAGAUGGUGCUAACCCCGGCUUUCAUGAAGCUAUUGGUGAUACAAUCGCACUUUCAGUUUCCACCCCAAAACAUUUACAAGAAAUUGGUUUAUUAAAAGAUUAUGAAGAUGAUAAAGAAGCUUCAAUGAACGCCUUGAUGGAUAUGGCUUUAGAGCGGGUCGCUUUCUUACCGUUUGGAUUAUUAAUUGAUAAAUGGAGAUGGGACGUAUUUAGCGGAACGGUUACUCAAGAUAAAUGGAACGAUAAAUGGUGGGAGUACAGAAAACAAAUUCAAAAAGUUAAACCGCCCGUUCAAAGAAGUGAAACCGAUUUCGAUCCAGGCGCGAAGUAUCACGUUGCUGGAGAUUCCCAGUAUAUUAGUUACUUUGUUGCACACAUUUUGGAAUUUCAACUUUAUAGAAGUCUUUGUAUCGCGGCUGGGGAGUAUGAUGCUAAUGAUGAGAAUAAACCUUUACAUAAAUGCGAUUUCUAUAAGUCCAAAGAAGCCGGAACAAAAUUAAGUGCUGGUUUGAAAUUGGGUUCCAGCCAACAUUGGGAAGAAGUCUUAAAAGCAAUGACUGGAGAAAAUGCUUUGGAUGCUUCGGCUCUUAUGGACUACUUCAAACCGUUGUAUCAAUGGCUAAAAGUGCAAAAUAAGAAUGAAGCUGAAAUUAAAGCCUUGUUAAAUGAUUAUAACGAAGAAUCCAAAACGUUCUAUUAUAACCAAGUGGAAGCAGCUUGGAAUUUAGCCACAGAUGUUAAUAAUGAAGAGGCACAAAAAGAAGAUGUUAAACAAACCUUGGCGCUUGCAGACUUUAAAAAGGAACAUUGGACGAACACGUUCCAGUAUUUAAUUGAAGAUAAUUACAAAGAUGAGGAUCUUAAGAGGCAAAUCCAUUUGUUAAAAGUUUUGGGGAAUGCUGCUUUAGAUUCGGAUAAGUUAUCAAAGUUAACAACUACAAUUGCGGAUAUGACCAACAUUUACAGUGCAGCAAAAAUUUGUCCUUACACUAACAAAGAAUGUGAUCUUUCAAAGGAUGGUUUAAAUUUAGAACCUGGUAUAGAAUCGAUUUUAUCGAAAUCAAACGAUUACGAUGAAUUGGAGUACGCUUGGACCGAAUGGAGGAAGGCUAGCGGUGCAAAAAUGAGAAAUCUCUAUAAAACGUAUGUUGAAUUAUCUAACGAAGCAGCCAAAGCGAACAGUUUCACCGAUAAAGGGGAGAUGUGGAUGUCUUCGUUUGAAACGGAUGGUUUCGUUGAGAACCUUGAAGAGUUAUGGAAAACUAUAGAGCCUUUGUACGAUGAAUUACAUAAGUACGUUGGUGGUAAAUUAAAAGAGAAAUAUGGAGAUAAAAUUGAUAUUGAAGAUGGUUUAAUUCCCGCGCACGUUUUUGGAAAUAUGUGGGCACAAUCUUGGAUAAAUCUCUCCCCAUUAGUUAAACCAUAUCCAAAUGAAAGCGAAGUAGACGUUACUAAAGCGAUGCAAGAAGCUGGCUAUGACGUCAAGAAAAUGUUUGAAAUGUCCAACGAGUUUUACAAAUCUUUAGGACUUUUGGACAACUCCGUUUCGUAUGGUGAUGAUUCAAUGAUUAUUAAACCAAAUGAUAAAGAAGUUUUAUGUCACGCUUCUGCUUGGGAUUUCUAUGACGCAAAAACGUUCAGGAUCAAAAUGUGUACUGAAGUUGAUUACGAAGAUUUUAUAACGGUUCACCACGAAAUGGGCCACAUACAAUAUUAUUUACAAUACAAAGAUCAACCUAUUGUAUUAAGAGAUGGUGCUAAUCCAGGUUUUCACGAAGCCGUCGGCGAUACAAUCGCUCUUUCAGUUGCCACCCCACAGCACUUAGAAAAAAUUGAGUUAUUAAAAGAUUACAAAGAUACUGAAGAAGCUUCGAUAAACGCUUUAAUGGAUAUGGCUUUGGAGCGUGUGGCUUUCUUACCCUUUGGAUUAUUAAUCGAUAAAUGGAGGUGGGACGUCUUUAGUGGGGAGGUUGCAGAAGAUCAAUGGAACGCUAAAUGGUGGGAGUACAGAAAGAACAUUCAAAAAGUUAAACCUCCCGUUCAAAGAAGCGAAACCGAUUUUGAUCCCGGCGCGAAGUUCCACGUUGCCGGGGAUUACCAGUAUAUUAGCUAUUUCGUUGCACACGUUUUGGAGUUCCAAUUUUAUAGGAGUCUUUGCAUUACUGCUGGACAAUAUGACCCUAAAGAUAGCAGCAAACCUUUGCAUAAAUGCGAUUUUUAUACUUCCAAAGAAGCCGGCUCACAAUUAAGUGUUGGUUUGAAACUGGGUUCCAGCAAACAUUGGAAAGAAGUAUUAAAAGCCAUGACUGAGGAAGAAGCUUUAGAUGCCUCAGCUUUAAUGGAAUACUUUGACCCGCUUUAUAAAUAUUUGAAAGAAUAUAACGGCGGCACGUUCACCACGAAAUCUUCAAUGCUAACACUUCUUGUAGGAUUACUUGUUUAUCGAUUUUUAGCCUAAAAAAUUUUAUCUUAA
Onthophagus taurus is the source of this 5666-nucleotide messenger RNA. RefSeq names its product angiotensin-converting enzyme-like. Lineage: Eukaryota; Metazoa; Arthropoda; Insecta; Coleoptera; Scarabaeidae. Gene Ontology annotation, cellular component: plasma membrane. The record is from RefSeq and is a predicted model, not a curated record. Gene Ontology annotation, molecular function: peptidyl-dipeptidase activity; metallopeptidase activity. Gene Ontology annotation, biological process: proteolysis.